AUUCAGGCUGUACUUUCCUUCUGGUCGAGCAGCGUGGACCAAAGCUGUGUGUUUGGGAGCAGCGACUAACUCAUUCUGCGAGACAGCAACUUCUGUGAGUACUACAGCUUCGUCACUGAGUAUUAAAUAGGUUAAAGAUUUAUGUGCGAGUCCUGGAGAUUCAAAUUCAGUUUGAGUAACACGUUGAAAUGCCUCCUUUAGUCUGAAGACAGAGAAGUAGCCUGUCUAGCUAAUCUGCUAACGUCAGUUGUGAAGCUAAGUAGUACCUCGACCCUCACAGUAGUUUUAUCAGCUGAACAUCUGGGAAUACUGCAGACCUGUUUUUACUGCUAGUUUGGAAUGGAAGUCGUUGUCUCGUUUGACUGAAAACUUUUAUGGCACAUUUAAUAUUAACAACCUAACCUCCAACACUUUCUAUGAGACCUUUGAAAACAGCCCAUUUAGUAUUCAUAUUUGGGCAUUUACAACAAAAAGUAAUGCCAGAAAUAAUCUAGCUGAGUUGUGCACACAGUGCUCCUUAAACAAACUUAAAAGCACAACUUUUAGGACAUAAUUAAUUUAUUUAUUUUCAUUUACCACCCGCCUGAUCUUCAUGUCAAAUGUGUUACCUUCCCCUCUUGAUGUUAGAUGUUGAGCUUUAUGUUUUGUCUCCACAGAGGAAUUCAUUUCCCACUUUAACAGCCCAUUUAUUGCUCAUACCAUCUUUUACAUGUUUACAUCUUUUACAGUCAAAAAUUUCCAUCCCCUCACCCUGAUGUUGCUUCGUUCACCGGUUGUCAGCAGGGGGGUUUGGUAGUCAGGAUGGGGACUGUGGUUGUUUACCAUCCGUUUGCUGGCCCCAGAGAGCUGGAUUCACCAGCUAUGUGGUUUCUUUUGUCAGCUAGUUUAUGAAUGAGUGCAGUCAAGAGAAUUCAACCCCGCUGCCUUUUAAUGGUAGACUGUAAAUUAUGAUUAUGCCAUGAUCAAUGCAUUGGCAAAAGCUCCAAAAUAUUUUUGCUUUCACUUUUUGAAUUGAAAUCCUCCGCUUAUCUACAAGCUUCAAUUUAGCUUCAUGCAGUGACACUGAAGUUUUUUUUUUUUUAAUCUUUCUUAGUUUCCUAAAAUCUUAGUGCUAAUUCUAUUACACAGGCUGCUUUAAAACGUAUUUACACUGACAUAUCUGCAAAAUUUUGUUUUUUUGCUUUGGGGGAAAUUGGAAAACCCCAAACCCAUGACAGAAAAGGACGAUAGAGUAAACCCCAGAAGAAGCAGUUCACUGUCAUUUGAAAUUCAACUUUGGAGGAAGUUAAAUUCAAAAUAAGUGCAAAAGUCAUUAGGGGAAAGAAUCCUUACGACGUAGCUAGCUAAUUUUAUGAAUGGAAUUUCAAUUUGUUGCAUCUCUGAACAUUGUGUUGCCUGAGCAAUUUGGGUAAGUAUGGGGGAUCUCAUUUGAUGGCUGUGGAAGGUUGGAUCCUUGGGUUUGGACUGUGUGCACUUGCAAUAAUCUAAAUAAGAAAAGCAAAGUCAUAUUUGGUAAGGUGAAAAUAUAAUUCAGAGGAGUUUUAAAAUUUUUUCUGAAAUCCAGUUUCUGUUUUUUGACAAGACCCCUGAUCUUGAGUUUUUCUUACAUUUUUCAUGGCCAUUUUUUUUGGUACUUUGGUUAUCUGUAGGUGUGAACAAGGCCUAAGAAUUUAAUGGUGUUUCUUUUGUCUUUUCUUAAGUCCGUUGCGCUAUAGAAUAAAAGUAAUAAUCAUAAAUAUCCAUUUUGAAUUUAGUGAUGUAGCUUUGUCUUGCUUUAAUGAUGUGCAAUUUUUAAACGUAUUCAGAUUGAGAUCCGCUCUGUCCAAAUCUGAUGCAAUGUUGUCCACAUGGAGAUCCCUAACUACAUGUUUCAGAUCAGUUUGGGAGCAGGUCCUGGCAGAAAACAAAUUCCUGAGUUGCUGUUGCUUUAUGAGAAGAGCCAAAGGCUAAUUUGUUGAGGGCAAAUGAUAGAGUAGAGCUGAGUUUUCUGACAGCAGCGAUCUAAAACCAGUGUUCGUCUUUUUCCUUGCCACCAUGAGAUGAAAUGAGUUGAUUAAAAAAAGUAAAUGAUAGUUUAUGAUUUGUCUGCUAAGGAAUGACCAGUCAUUAUUCAGUGAUGUUGCUUCGACUCCUCUUCAUCACGUGGUCUGCUGACUUAUUCUCAUUGUUGAUAUCAUUUUUGGCUGUGAGAUAAAGAAAUGUGCAUUGCAGGGGUCAUAUUAAAACACUAUGACUAAAUCUUUUUCCAAUCACUUGAUAAAUUAAAUGAUUUUUUUUUUCAAACAACUUUAUUAUAAUGUGGAAAUACUUUGUUAAAAUAUAUGCCUCUGCUGAGGUGAGUCUAAAGCAGUCCUGCUCUUUUAUCAGCACCUUUGCUAACAGCAACACAGUCAAACCCAAAUGUCACUGUUUUUUCUCUUUUGUAUUAGAUUCAUUAGAACUUGCAUUUUGCAUGCCUGUAACCUCGUCUUGAUAUAAGUCAACAGUCAGUGUAGACACAAAUAUAUUUCUGCAUCACAUUUCAAUGAUUUGCUAGUGAUAAUGCUUUCUAACGUAAACACUUCACAUCGUGAGUUUGACGUGUUUUAAUUUUUUGUGUCCAAUCAGAGGGAGCUAAAUUGAGGCAGAGUCAACCUUGAGGCAUACCUCUGACUUGCUGGAUAGGACCAGCGGGUUUUACUGGUUGUAACUCCUGUAAUUGCCUUAUGGUGUUUUAUGGCUGGAGGUAUUUUACAAGCAGUCUAACUCACCUGAACACUAAAAGAAGUUUCAUGUAGUCUAGCAGGCUUUUUCGAGCCGGUUCACCCUGUUUGACCAUCAUAACACAAAAUUAAAAUAAAAACAUGAGUGUUUUCUCUGUUAUGACACGUAAGCAGUACUGUGGCUCCCGAGCUUCUGUUUAUGUAGCUCACUUGGCUCUUGUUUGUCUUGCCCCUGGGGGUUUAGCCAAAUUCCUGUUUAUUGAAGCAAAUUUUCAACCACCAUAUGAUCAUAAAAUUGCUGUUUUAUAUGAGUGGUAAGGCAAAGCCACUGAGUCUUCUCGAUCCUUGUAGUCUAUGUCCCUUUGAAAACCCUUUAAAGGGAUAUUCCGGUGUAAAAUUAAGUUAAUAUCAAACACACCGUAACAUCGAGUUAGACAUACCCAUUAGAGACGAAUGUUGCCGACUUGCUUUUCUAGUUAUACCAACUUUAGUAAUGACCGCACAAUAGCAAGACACAGCAGUCUACAUCUCCACGCUCAAACCUCAAACAAAAAGUCACUCUACAGCCAAAAAUAAUGCUCAGAACAGCACCUAACUUCAUCAACAGUACAUAUAGGGUCCUAGCCAUAGUACUAGCCAUCAAACAUCUUUUUAGCUGGUUGCCUGGUUUCUUUAGCAAAGAGACCAAACACAACUCACCUACUCUCUUCCAGCAGCUGCUUGUUUGUAGGGAGACCUGAUCAGUCGAUCACCGAGUGCAGCGGGGUGACGCAGCUCAAAGAAGAACAUGUAUGAUUAUUACUUUAUAAUUUCCUUGUAGUAAAAAUCACCUUUUUAAUCAUUUUGCACCACAGAUGCUGUAGUUCCUCUGCUUUAGCAUCUCGGUCUGAUUGUAUUUCCACAAAGAAAUGAUCAUAAAUUGAUUGUUGAUGAAGUUAGGUGCUGUUCUGAGUAUUAUUUGUGGCUAUAAAGUGGCUUUUUGGUUGAGAUUUGUGCAUAGAGAUGUAGACUGCUUUGUAUUGCUGUCAUGCAGUCAUUACUAAAGUUGGUAUAACUGGAGACGCAAGCAGUCAGCAACAUUCAUCUCUCGAGGGGAUGUUUAACUCUGUGUUAUGGUGUGUUGACCCUAACUUAAUUUUAUGCUGGAAUAUCCCUUUAAUUUAACCACUUACCCUUAACCAAAUAAGCCCCGGCUUAAUCUAAGGCUCGAGUCUCUCCUGUUUUGAGUCAAAGGCAAGGGUCAGUGCGUCGCUUUUUCCAAAAACACAUCACAAACACAGACAAAGCACUGAAAAGUAUGAAUACUUCUUUGCUUUCCUUUGCUUUGUCAGUAGUUUGGAGCACUAGUUUCAGCAACAAUUGUGAUGUGAGCUGUGCUGGAAAUUUAUGUAGAAACAAGUCUUGUUGUCAUGGUGGAACCCCACAGAAACCCAGGGCAACUUAAUUGGAUGUGAAGCCAGUUAAAAAUGGCUUUCACCCUUGAGAGCUGCGUGUUCAAACAUGCUUGAUAUUUACAGUAAGGUAUUUUGUUUGUUUUUUUCAGAGAGCUGGUUCAGAAUGGACUCCUCCAUGAGUGCAGCCCAAAUCCGGGAGAAAUUCAUCGACUUCUUCCGAAGACAUGAACACCACUACGUCCACUCUUCAGCCACCAUCCCACUGGAUGACCCCACGCUGCUCUUUGCCAAUGCUGGCAUGAAUCAGGUAUAAACCCAGGCUUUACUUCACUUCUGUUCAAAACAUCUAUGAUACUUAUUUAGAUUGCUACUUGAAUACGUACCCAAUAAAAGAAAUUCCAAAUGUAUUCCAAAUUUUCCCUUGGUUCCUCUUUCUCUUAGUUCAAGCCCAUCUUCCUCAACACCAUCGAUCCUUCCCACCCUAUGGCCAAGCUGCGCCGUGCAGCCAACACUCAAAAGUGUAUCAGAGCAGGAGGCAAACACAAUGACCUGGACGAUGUGGGAAAAGAUGUCUACCACCACACCUUCUUUGAGAUGCUGGGCUCCUGGUCCUUUGGGGACUACUUCAAGGUAUUACGCUGUCACCCUUUUGAAAAUAUAUCUCAAAUGAAAGUUAAGUUUUGAGGCUGGUAGUGCUCAUAUUUUUUGUUCAGGCUAAAAUACAUUAGCAGUUCAGACAGAGAUAAAGUUUUAAAAAAUCACAGCAGUAGAUAAAUACAUUUUGUAAAUCGUAAUAAAUACUCUUACUUUCUAGAUGACAAUAUUAAUGAUUCUUACCAUCCACAAAAACUACUAUUGACAUGGUAGAAUUAUUUGUCAUGCUCUACUUGUGUGCUUAUCUGUCUUAGCUAUUCUCCUCCCUCUUUCUCAUUUUUCAUAUUAGAUUUAAAGUAUUUCACUAUGCUCCGUUAAAAAGUACAGUCAGUAGGGCGGGCAGAUGGCCGAGUGGGUUAGCGCGUCCCAUGUAUGGGGACCACAGUGGAACCCCGCAGCGGUCGUGGGUUCAGGUUCGGCCCUGCCUAUGUGCUGCAUGUCCUCCCCCAUCUCUCCCUUUCUCCCCACAUUUCACCCUAUCCUAUCGAUAAAAGGCAAAAAUACUUAAAAAAAAACCUACAAUCAGCUCACAGUGGCAUAGUGGGGUUCAGCUAUAACGUGCGGGUUAGUUUAGUACUGAAUACAACUAGUUAAGUUGCAAAUCUAUAACAUGUUCUGUAAGGAAGCCUAACUAUUGAAUCUGCAGUAGUGUAACAUCGGUGUCCCAGCGUGUCAUUUUACAUCAUACUGUGGAGUAACAAGCAAGUACAUAAAAGGUACAACAUGUACAGUAACAGCAGUAACUUCAUACACAUGUAUGACAUGCUCUUCAGUUUGACAGCAGUGCUUGUAACACCUAUGUUACUACCUUAGUGGUGAGACAAUAGACUGUUGCAUUUCUAUUACAUUUACCUAGAGGGCUUAACUUUACAGAGAUGUAAGCUUCCCACCUUGAACCAGGGGUAUAUAGAAAUGGGGUGAGUUUGUCUACCAAAGAGCCUCCCUCAUCAUGAUUAGAUUUUUAAAAAUGUUUUCCUUCCCAUCUUUUUCCACAGCAACUGGCUUGUGAGAUGGCCUUGGAGCUGCUGACCAAGGAGUUCGGUAUUCCCAUCGAGCGUCUGUAUGUCACCUACUUUGGAGGUCAUGCCGAAGCAAGCCUGGAGCCCGAUCUGGAAUGCAAACAGAUCUGGAUUGAUUUAGGGUGAGCGGGGUUUGAUAGGAUGAACUGGUGGUGAACAUGUCAGAUGAAGACAUUUGUCAUGUGUCUGUGCUUCACAUAUCAACUUAUCACAUUCACUUUCUCCUGGGGGUUAAUAGUAACUGCCUUACAAAUCAUCAACAUAUCUCACAUUGCAGCUGUGCCAAAAAAAAGAAAAGCUGUUGAAAGUUAGCAGGGUCCAGUGUUAGCCAUGGCCCGAUGAUCAUGGGCUCAUUACUGAACUAAGUGGCCAGUAUCCCUACCAAUCACACUCUGAGAUGUACACAUGUAUUUAAAGACAUCUGCACUGGCAGGAGACUACAGGGUGAACCACUUAAAUACACAAGUGGAAGACAGGCAAAAUGUUGUAGGCAUAGUCUAGUCGCCCAUGUCCCUUUACCCAUGAAUCAUUGAUUAUUGACAUUCUGCAUAACUGCUGUUAUGGCUGUUUUUUUUUAUUUAAAAAAAUCACAAAAAGUACAGAAAAUAUUUAUUUUCAUAUUUUUGCUAUCUGGACUGGUGAAAGUAAACACAGGGUCAGUAAAAUUUAACUGUAACUUAUAACUUAUUAUCAUUAUCAAAUUUGGUUUACAGCAGGCAGCACAACAGUACACGAUAAACAUAAAAACAUAGAACAUAAAGGCAUAGGGAAAAAUCCUGAGCACGUGUAAAAUAACCGUACUUAACCACAGAAAGCCAGAUACUUAUAGAUUAAAAGAUAUUAUAAAACCCCUUAAAGUGCAUUCAUUCGUGAAGUAAACAAUUAUGAUGAAUGGACAAGGAACUGGAUUAAAGAGAUUUAAUAAGUAAUCAAUAAACAAUCAAAGAUAAUAAUUCAAAGUCAAUCUUAGUCCAUCAUAAUAUCCACCCUAUGUCGACAGUAUAAACAAAGAAGCAAGGGGGCAGUUGUGUUGGUCAUUGGUUAGUGUGUAAUGUGUGGUCAGUCCCAAAGAGAUUUUUCGUUUUUUCUUCAAGUCCCACUGAGUCACCCCACUCUCUCCACCUACAUGAAUGGAUCCAAUCUCAUCUAUAUCUGAACUAAACUAGUGUCUCCCAAAGUUUAAUGAGAUGGUUAGCCACAUUUUAUCAAGUUGGUAAAAGCUGUUAGUAGGCCUGGGCGAUUUGGCAAAAAAAAAAAGGAUCACGAUAUAUUUUGUCAUAUCACCCAAUUUCAAUUAUUAUCAUGAUUUUUUUUAAACUGCCAGUUGUAAAGCAUCUGUACUAAACAUUAAAAAAAUUAGAGAUUAGUUCAACAUUUUAUCAACAUAAACAGUAAAUAACAAAGCAAAUUGAAUAAAAUACACCUAGAAAAAUCUAAAAAACAUUUUAAUUCAACAGUACAACAAAUGUAGAUAAAUACUAAAUAAUACAGUGAAUUAGUUUAUGGUCCUGAUUGUUUUUGCAGGUAUGAAAGAUAAUGAAGAUGCUUUAAAAUGUAAACAUUAGAUGAUGUAAACGUAGAUUAGGGUUUGUUCAAAACUGUCAAAUACUGUGAUUGAAUUGUCUUCAUGUGUAUCUCUCAGGAUGGAUGAGGCUCGCAUUCUUCCCGGCAGCAUGAAGGAUAACUUCUGGGAGAUGGGAGACACCGGUCCCUGCGGUCCCUGCAGUGAGAUCCACUAUGACCGCAUCGGGGGACGAGAUGCGUCUCACCUGGUUAACAUGGACGAUCCAAACGUACUCGAGAUCUGGAACCUGGUGUUUAUUCAGUACAACAGGUAACGGACCUUAACACACACUCUGAUCAGAGUCUAGAAAAAUCUAAUCUACAAAACGAGUUCACCAGUGCAAACACACAGCAGCAAAGUGUUUGGUCUAAAGGAGAUGUUAAUCUAGCACUUCUAAAUGUUUAUCUGCCUGUUUUUGCAGAGUCUUGUCAACACUACAGAGGGAUUCAAACAUUUUACGCUACAAACUCCCUGUAAACGAUAAAUCUGAACACAGACCAUAAUUGUACUCUAACAGCGAGGGACCCUGGAAUUUGGACACACCUUUGUCCCUAAUUGUUUUUGUUUGUUAUACACAAUUAUAUACCCACACCCUUCCUCUCUACACCCAUCAACAUUUCCUUUUACUGUUUGUGUUGCAAUUAACAGCUGUUUGUAUGUUGUCGGCGAGUAAUCUGGUACUCGUGUUUAUUCCAUCAGGAGAAAUGAUCCAUUCUUCUCGACUGCAGGAUGAUUUUGCAGGAACAUGUUUCUUUGUUUGUGUGGUCUAUAUGGUCUAUCCAGAGUUCUGCUCAUUCACUUAUCCCUGUAUUUGACCAGUUUUGUUGUCUCUUUUUUUCCAGAGAGUCAGAGACGGAGCUGAAGCUGCUGCCAAAGAAGAGCAUCGACACGGGGAUGGGUCUGGAGCGUCUGGUUUCUGUGCUGCAGAACAAAAUGUCUAACUAUGAUACUGACCUCUUCAUCCCGUAUUUUGAUGCCAUUCAGAAGGUAUAGAAACAUAUCGAAAAGUUGUCUUUGUCAGCCCACACAUUUAUAAUCGUUUACCAUCAGUGGAGUACACAAAGGUCCAUAGGUCACAAAUUUUUUUCUUAUUUGCCUUGGAGCUUGAAGCUGUUGGUUUCUCAGAAUGUUUUAUUCAUAGAUCACGUUGUUUGAAGUUAUACUCAAACAGAAAAAUACGAGCAGAAGCAGAAAUAAUGUCUAAGUCAGAAAAACAAUUCAUCUGCUCAGAGGAACUAUGGUGUGGGAUCUAGGGCUGCAGCUAUCGAUUAUUUUAGUAAUCGAGUACUCUAUCGAUUAAUCUGUCGAUUAAUCGAGUAAUCGGAUAAGAAAUGUUUUGCUCUCACUGUAAUACUUUGCAUUGAAUCACGUUUGCCUCAGAGCGGACUUAAUGCAUGGACCGGGUGUUUUCUUUUAAGGUGCUGCAGCAUUGACGACGUGCUGUUGUGAAACGCCAACUCCGCCUUACAGUGAACGCACUGCACGGCGUUUUCUUUCCUUUUCAGUGUGUAAUGGUCCCACACUUUAGACACUUUCUGCCAUUUCCUCUGCGUGUCAUCUCUUUCUUCCUCUCUCUGUCUGUCCUCGUUUCCCUCCAUGAUUGAACCAAACGCGCCAUAGACAUAAUAAAAGAUAGACCCCGCAUCGGCCGCUACCACGAAUGGGCGCUGUCGAGAAAUGCGGCCGCCAUCUUGGUCCGGUCAUCCGCCUCACUCUGCACCGCUGUUUAACCGGCGGAAUGAAGUCUGAGCGCAUUAAUGAAUCAUAGUUCGCUCAAUACUACGUAAUUUUCUUCUCUGCAAACGCCAUUCAAAGAGGCAUGAUAGAGGCCAUAUUUUUUUUUGGCGUUUUCAAAUACUCAGAAUGAAUAAAAUGAUAUUUUAGAACAUGGCAGCAGUGGCUGUAUUAUAGUAUAACAAUUAAUCAAGGAUAUAUUUAGGUUUAGAGCUAGGUUCCUGCUAUGUCUCAAUAAUUAUAAAUAACUGGCGGUAUUAAUAGGCCAAUUCAAUAUAUAUUGAUUUGAUUAUAAUUUUUUAUAUAGUUUAAUUUUAUUUAUCCAUUUGUAGACACACACAAAUAAUGUCAUAUAGAAGCACUAUUUUAAUAACUGGAAAAUACACACAAAUAUAUAGCCUACAUAUCAAAAAGAUUUAAACACAAGAACAGCAUGACAGGACAGCAUCUAAACUACAUAUCAAUUUGCUUGUUGGCUACACAGCACAGAGGAAUCACUUGCUGCGAAUUUCUCCCUCUAACAGCAAUCUCCCACUUCUUCCUCAAGUUUUUGUCCUUAGGAAAUCUUCAAAAUGAAACAGGAGAUCACCACAAAGAAAUCUUUAAUAAAACAGAUAAUAAAACAGAGCUCACUUUCUUCCUUUUUCUUUCUAUUUUAUUUCUUAACGUUUCUUAGAACCUCUCUCAAACAAAAGUUUUUCAAUCUAAUGCAAAUCUGUUGAUAAUCGACCAAAGUUGCUAUUAUUGUGAAUAAGCUAGCUGUUCGCAAAUGCUGUUUCCUUUUUGGAGUUGACCGAUUGUCUUCCUCUUUGGCCUACAAAUGACUCUACAGUCAAGUGUAAUGUUUAAAAAACGUUUAAUCAUAACUGUGAAAAGUUAUUUCUUGAGCCCUGUUCUCUGCUGUCCGCCUGUUGGCACAGGAAUACGCCGCACAGUGCUCCGGCAUCGCUGAAUGAAUGAAUAUGAUUGACCGGAGCGUAUGGGAAACUUGACCUGACCAAGAUGGCGGCCGCAUUUCUCGCUGCGCAGCACCCCCAGCGGGGUCUACCCUUUUAUUAUGUCUAUGAAACGCGCGGCAGCGGAAGGAGCGGAAAGAGCACGCUGCUGCGCAACAGAAAUAACCGUCCGUGUCAAACACCGUGCGCUGCACAUGGUUCCGGAUUUAAACGAUUCCUCGAGGCAUAUAAUUUGCCUCGAGGAAUUUUAUUAAUCGAGUUACUCGAGUUACUCGAGUAAUCGUUUCAGCCCUAGUGGGAUCUAAAAAUGAUGUUUUUGGUUCAACAUUACUUGUGUGUAUUUUCAGGGCACAGGUGCUCGACCGUACACAGGUAAAGUAGGCGCUGAGGAUGCCGACGGUAUUGACAUGGCCUAUCGUGUGCUGGCUGACCACGCUCGUACCAUCACCAUCGCACUAUCAGAUGGUGGCCGACCUGACAACACAGGAAGAGGGUGAGACAUGGAAGUUGCAGGGGGAAUAAAAAGGAGGGGAGAAUAUCUGAAACAUAAACACCUUUUGUAAUGACUGCAGUGCAGCUAAGUGUCAAAUUCAAGUGUCAAGUGUCAUUUUGCUUCUUUGUGUUCAGCUUGAGAAUUCAAACAUGUUAGACAUGCUUUAAUGUGUGAGUCUUAAAGGCAGUUUCUCUUUCCAAACUUGUACUUUGCUGAUUUUAAGCACUGACAGACUCUAACUUAAAGUGCAGCUUUCAGUGCAGAGUUUGGAUGUUUGUUUCUUUUCUUAUGUCGUGUCAUUUGCUGUUUCGGUCAUGAUUAUAGUUAUGUGCUGAGGAGGAUCCUGCGCCGCGCUGUACGCUAUUCCCAUGAGAAGCUGGGGGCUCAGAAAGGCUUUUUUGCCUCUUUGGUGGAUGUGGUGGUGGAAUCUCUGGUGAGUUUUGUCAAAGAGCUGUGUGUUUUUGCAGUUUUUACUAGCAGAUUGUGAAAAACGGAGUAAAAACUUUUCACUAAGUGGGAUUGUAUUGGGGUGCUUGUGAAUAAUACUGGUCACAGGGGAUCCUAUCAGCUUGCCCCUUUUGUUGCAAAGAUGACCCCAGAUCCAAAUAGAAUCUAGACUAUCAACCACAGCAGAUAGGGUGAACGCCACCAUGUUGUUUAGAGCCCAUUUUAACAAACUCCAACCAAAGCGCUGUUCUGGGUAUAAGUGGAAGUUAUUUAGUUUUAGUCACAUUCAGAGAGCCAGUUUGUUUUUUAGCUUUUCUCUGACUGUCUGACUGUCAGCAAAUUAAUCAGCUCAUCAUGUCUACAAUGUAUGAUGAUCAGCUUGACUUUUGCCCAGUUUACUGAUGAGUUGUAAGUUUGGACAUUUUGAAUCUUAGUCUGGCGUGAUUUUAAGCAGCAUGUCUGAUGGUCGCAGUAAUGUCUUUGAGUACAUUUUAUUUUAGUCUUCCCCUUCAACAGCUAACAAAGUGUACUUUUGAACAUUUCAUGGGCACGGUGGGUUGUGAUAUUAUACAAUCUAAUACAGCGAGAGCCCUAAACAUACUUUUCCAUCCAUUCUUUAUUCUGAUAUAACUUAUACAGUACAGGCCAAAAGUUUGGACACACCUUCUCAUUCAAUGCAUUUUCUUUAUUCUCAUUACUAUUUUAAUUGUAGAUUCUCACUGAGGGCAUCAAAACUAUGAAUGAACACAUGUGGAAUCAUGUGCUUUAGAAAAAAGUGUGAAAAUACUGAAAACGUGUUUUAUAUUUUAGAUACUUCAAAUUAGCCACCCUUUGCUUUUUUGAUAGCGCUGCAAACUUUUGCUGUUUUCUCAAUGAGCUUCAUGAGGUAGUCACCUGAAAUGGUUUUUACUUCACAGGUGUGUAUUGUUAGGGUUAGUUUGUGACUGACAGAGUCAGUCACUAAGUACUUCUGUCAUCAAGAGCAAAGGGUGGCUAUUUAAAAGAAACUAGAAUAUAAAACAUGUUUUCAGUUAUUUCACACUUUUUUUUAGAAGUACAAAAUUCCACGUGUUAAUUCAUAGUUUUGGUGCCUUCAGUGAUAAACUACAAUGUAAAUAGUCAUAUAAAAAAAUAAAGAAAAGACAUUGAAUGAGAGGGUGUGUCCAAACUUUUGGCCUGUACUGUAUAUUAGAAAAAAAGCUGGUAAAAGACAGUGAGUGGUCUGAGGUGACAGGGGACUUUGCUUGGUGAGUGAUGGAGACUGCGGUUGGAGGUGAGCUGCUGGUUUCCUCUGAUUAGGAGAGGUUAUGAAAUAUUGGAACAAAGUCCUAAUUGUGAUAGCAAGUCAUGUCAUGGGCUCACAGUUAAUGUACACCUGCACAAGCUCUGGAUUUUCCCUGCUCUCCACUCAUCAGAAGAUUCUCCCUUUUCCCUCCAGUCUGUUAAGUUUUUUAGUCUCCUUUUGUAAACUACAGCUCAUAAAGGUUUCCACAGGGUUUUUAGCCUAGAAAGGGGGUUGUAUGAUCACAUUUUCUUUACUGAGGUCUUAAAAUAUUUUAAUGCAUGUUGGAUUUGAUGCAAAAAGCAGAUAGACAUUCUGUGUUUCUCUUUAUUUACUUGAGGAAGGUGCAUAUUGGUGCUACUUUAAACUUUAGUAGGUCCCUAUAUCUCACUCACAACUAGUGCAAUAAAUGUGAUUUUAUUCAAAUGUCCUCUAUUCUUCUUUUAUCUUCUCUCCCCUCUCCCAUCUUUAUCCUCUUCUCCACCCCCCACAACCUGUUUUCAAUGGAAUCCUCAAGGGUAAUGCUUUCCCAGAGUUGAAGAAAGAUCCCGAAAUGGUGAAGGAAAUAAUUAACGAGGAGGAGACGCAGUUCCUCAAAACCCUCAGCAGGGGGCGCCGUAUCCUGGAUAGGAAGAUCAUGAGCCUGGGAGACUGUAAGACUAUCCCAGGUGAGUCCCACAUGGCGGAUAUAGAGGGAAGAGUUCAGGUUCAUGGUAUCAUCUUUUUUAAGGACCUGCGAUAGAAACCAUUUCAUGAACCUGAGAUUUAUUCACUGUGUAUUCUGCCACAGCUGUCGUCUGAAUUUCAUAUUUUCUCCACUUCAUAUCCUAAGCCUCCAACAAUACUUUGCCUCUUUUCUGUUUUGUGAAGUUUUGUUAAUUGUUCAACUUUUCACUUUGAGUCCAGUCUGACCAAACACUAGAAAAAAGACACAUUUUCUCUGCCUUGGGUUUUUGAUGAGAUUCCUGUCCCACAAAAGGGUUUGCAGGUUUUUUCAGGCCAAAAUGAAAUCUAAGUCUAAAUCUAAUCUAAAAUCGAAGUCUACUGCUAUCAUUCAUACAAGUCUAAUCAGACAGUUUCCUUGCUUUUAAAUUGUUCAAGCACAGACAUAUGAUACUCUGUUGAUGUGUUCCUCCUCAUCAAUUUGUCUGAAAAUAACCCUAUUUCGUUUUAGUUGUCUCUGAGCAUCGUAGCCUUAGACAUAAACCUCUAUCUGUCUAAUCAGUUGAUCUCUCUGUCUGUGCAUCCAGGUGACACAGCAUGGUUGCUGUAUGACACUUAUGGUUUCCCCCUGGAUCUGACGUCCCUCAUCGCUGAGGAGAAAGGAAUGGGGGUGGACAUGGCUGCUUUUGAAGAAGAGAAGAAGGCAGCACAGGUGAGAAGAGUAUGAUUAAAAAAAUGUUUGUUGGGUAUUUGAAUUUAGACUUCACUGCUCUGUGAGGGAAACAGUGUUUUGUGUCCUUGCCCCCUGAGGGUGUUAUUUUACCUCGUGUCAGCGUUCUACAGUAUUGCAUUCUUCCUUGUUAGUUAGAAUAAAGGGCCAUGUUCCUGAUGUAUAAGUAGACUGUGCUGGACUGAGGCCACAAUAUUGUUUAGCAACAAGAUUGAUUUCUUCUUGUUUACUGCAAACCUCACAACUGUUGUCCAACGAGUCAGUCAACUAAUCUACUCACACACUGGCUCUGAAACUGACCUCCGUGUUAGACAGAGAGGUCAUAAAAAAUUCUCAUGUUCACUGAAUUUACAAGACAGAAAACAAGGCACUGUGGUUCCAGUGUAUCUUGACUUUUGGAAGCUUGUAAAGGUUGGUCUUUCUCAGGAUUGUUUGACAUUUUUCAUAAAAUUCAACACCACUCCACGUACUCUUGGGCACAACCACCAAGUUUCCACAGUCAGGCUAAAUAAAAGUGUAUUCAAAGUAUCAUAACGAUUUGUAAGAAUAAAACAGAAGCUCCACCACUUUGAGGGACAUCUCCCAUCCUUGUCCAUGUAGUAAUACCUGUCCAGAGAGAGAGGUAAAAUAAGUACAGCUACUCGACUGACUACAUCCCAGCCUAUCUGGAAUCAUUUUGCUCUGGGAUGGGAUCCUGGAUGUGGACUAGUGAGACUUAAAUAAACAUGAUGCCAUUUAGUUUUCAGUCUGACUGUACUGUGCUGAUUGGAACAACAGUGUGCCAUCCUGACUGUGAUUGUUUACCUUGCUGCCAAUGACACAACAAGUGUGUGUUAUUGGGCAGAUCAGGACUCCGAUGUGGUCCAACAGUAAAAGUACAAGGGCAGUUUAGAUGUUUAAAGAGGCAGCUGCUAGCUCUGAUAGUACAGAGAUCAGUGACUGUUUCCUCAUUUCAAACUGUGAUUUAGUGAUAUAACCAUGAGAUUGUUGUUUAUUCUUUUAGUAUUUAACAGUCAGAUGUAAUAGUAAACCCACUUGUAUCUUUUUUUUUUGUAAUGUCUCUUUAAAGUUUAAAAGUUGAGACUGCUGAAUUCGUGUCGACCUCUUUAACAACUCAAUGUGUAUUUGGGUUGGUAGAUAAAAUCCCAGGGUAAGGGCGCUGGAGACGAGGACCACAUCAUGUUGGACAUCUACGCCAUCGAAGAGCUGAGAAACAAAAAGAUUCCUGCUACAGAUGACUCACCUAAGUACAAGUACACCUCGGAUCAGAACGGCAACUACAGUCAGUGAUUUAAAUCCCCAUACGCACUUUGGGUUCAAAUGUGUGUAUUUUCAGGACUUUCCCUUUAACUGUCUUCCCUUUUGCGUUUGCAGCCUUCGAGCAGGCCACCGCUACAGUGCUGGCCCUCCGCCAUGACCGUGACUUCUGCAGCGAGGUGACGACUGGUCAGCAGUGUGGCGUGUUACUCGACCAGACGUCCUUUUACGCCGAGCAGGGCGGGCAGACGUUCGACGAGGGCUACAUGCUGCGGGAGGAUGACAGCACAGAAGACGUGAGUGCAACACAAUAGAGUUGAUGUGUGCGCUCGUCAGUGAAUCUGGGUUUUAUGAAUUCACUAUGAGCUCUGAGGUUUUCAAAGGACCCUCAUUAAGCUGAUUUUAUGAAUCAGUGUUUUGCAGCACACAGCUGUCACAACACAAAGAGGAAAAUCACUUUGUUUCUGUCAUUUGUACAGAGAUGACAAUUGCAAUCACGACGACUUUCGUGGCGUCUUAAAAAUUGUUUAAAUACGGCUGGAUGAGUCUGACAGAAGGAUGAAAAAAUGCUUGCAGGCAAAAGAGCGUCUUCUCGACAACACAGACUGCCAGAUGUUAUAAAACAAUCGUUCAAGAUAAGACACUGGCUCUGUCUUCUGAUUUUAAGUGAACGGCAUCAAAACUGUUUUAUUUUACAGUUUGCACGAAACCAUCCAUCCAAAAAAACCAUGAAGUGACAUUAAUUUGUGUCUUUAUUGUCAUUUUAUAAUAAAUCUCAGCUUUGCCGAAGCUGCUCAGCCUCUGUUUUAAUCUUAAUCUGACAGCGUGCCUUUCAGAAAAUAAUGUUUCUCAUUGUCAGAAGCUAAGAAAAGAAAAUACAUGCAGGGUCUUUGAGCAGGUGGUCCUCCUUAUAUAACAGGGUCUGAUAAUCUCUCUUUCGACUAAAACAAAAAAAACAUCUGACCUUGCUGUCUCUCUCUCUCUCUUUUCCUGUCUGUCUUUUCUGCAGCGGACAGAGUUCACAGUGAAGAACACGCAGGUCAGAGGAGGUUAUGUUCUCCAUGUGGGAACAGUCUAUGGGACACUGAAGGUUGGCGACCGGGUUAGCUUACGUGUGGAUGAGGUGAGAACAUCUGCAGGUUUAAAAUCAAGCAGACAGUCAUACAUGAGGAUUUCUGUUUCUAGUCGGUUAAAUAGCUGAAAAAAGCAGAAAGUGGCAUGUCUGGGUGUGUAGAGUUCUGCGUGUUUUUGUCUCUGAUUUUUCACUCAAACUAAUCUGUCUGUCUUACUAUCUUUCAAGGCUCGUCGCAGGCCCAUCAUGAGCAACCACACCGCCACACACAUCUUAAACUUUGCCCUGCGGGGGGUUUUGGGGGAGGCAGACCAGAGGGGCUCCCUUGUUGCCUCAGACCGCCUGCGCUUUGACUUCACAGCUAAAGGUGCUCUGAGUACAGGGGAAGUCAGGCGGACUGAGGAGAUUGCUUGCGCCAUGAUAAGAGAUGCCAAGGUAUGAAACUGGAAAUGAUCCUGAUAAAAGUUUCAUGUGGUGCUCCUUUCCUACUCAAAUGUAAGUCUUUAUUUAGCUCCUGCCACAUCUAUAAACUAGAACAAAAGAGAAAACAGGGAAGAAUAUGUGCAGAGAUGCAAAAGAGAGGACAGUAAAGACAGAGGCAGGGUGAGAGGUAUGUUUGGGCUGGAUGAGGCUGUACACUUCACCUUUCCCUACCCGCUCAUUUGUAUUUGGGGGAGAGGAGAGAGAAAAGAAGAGAUAAACUGUUUUUCUCCUGUUUUUAUUUUGGCCCUCAUCUGACAUUAAGUCUCCUUAAACUCACCCUGGGUUAGAACGUCACUUGACUGUUUCUUCCUCUCCUUCUCUCGGCUCUUUGCAGGAGGUGUACGCUAUGGACGCUCCACUUGCCGAAGCCAAGGCCAUCCAGGGUCUGCGUGCUGUGUUUGAUGAGACCUACCCUGACCCCGUUAGAGUUGUUUCCAUCGGUAUCCCCGUUGAAGAGCUGCUGAAGGAUCCCAACAGUGCUGCUGGUUCUCUCACCUCCAUAGAGUUUUGCGGUGGAACGUAAGUAUGAUGCUGUGAUUUGAUUUACACACGAGACGAGACGGCCAUGUUUGCAGCUCAGUCGCUUUUACUAACUGACGGCUCAAAUAUAGAGAUGGCAGGUUUGGGCGGGUUAGAAAGUGUUGCACUAGAACUACAUGUCCGAGGUAACAUAUAGAUGUGCAUGUUCAUGAUUCAAAAGGUUGUAUACAUCUGUGUUUUUAAAAAUGGAAAGAAAUGAGGUACUCAUGUUCUGUUUAGAAAAAACACAAAUAUAAAAACCAAAUCAAUAAAAUAAAAUACAUAAGAUAUAUAAUACUGCUCUUAAAAAAUGGACCAAGUAGAACUAAAGUCAACUGAAAUUAGGGUAGUCUAGAUGCAACUUUUUUCUACCUCUGAUACAAUACCGAUAUUGUGGUCUUCAGUAUCAGCAGAUACCAAUAUUGGUCUGAUAUUAGCACAAACUUGUGCAUGACAAGUUUUGCACUCGGCUGCAAUGUCUUUUUCGGACUUAAACGAAAAACACUGUGACACUGUGACACUACUCCUUGCUACUUUGUUGGUACUUUAGUACACGUUGUUGUAAUUAUAUGGGCUCUGCAUGCUGGAUCAGGGUGCUGCGAGAUAGAGGUGCUGGAGUGGAGUCUGGAAUGGACCGCUCGUAUCAGAGUGCUGAUAUCAGAGAUUUGAGAUGCAGGCUGAUAUAAUCCAAUAUUUUUUUUUCUUCUGAAAUCGGACUGCUAUCUGAUAUCAGUAUCGUAUCGGGACAUCCCUAACUGAAAUAUACAUAAAUUUACAGUAAGCAGAUAUAAAGAUUUGCGUUACGGCAGCUAUUUGUUAACAGAAAUGAGUUGCAGAAGUGUUGCAUGUGGAAAAUUUUCAAACAAAGGGGAACAUUUCAAUAUACCCACUCUUGUAGCAGAUUCAACGUAGUGUAAAAUCUGUUAUCUGGUGUUUCAAUUUUCAGGAUGAGAAGUGUUCCCACUUGUACUGCUGACCAAUCAGUAGGGUUUGAGUCUGCAUGAAGAUCAAAAGCAGACAAAAUGCAAUGCGUGGUAAUGACAUCCUAGUUCAAGCAUGUCUAUAAACAUAGAGUGCAAGUGUGCAAUCAAACUGCUGUAGAUCCAGAUUCUCCCAUGAGCAACAAAUCUGCUGGAUGCUUUAUUGCAAAAGCUAAUCAAUAUUUAGAUUUCCUGACUUCUUGGCAUGAAGCACAAACCGUCGAUCCGACCUCCGCUCAGCAAACAAUCAAAACAAGGAAAGUACAACAAGCUUAGUGUUUAGCUAAAAUCUGAAUCAUUAUGUUUUCCGGAAAAAACAGCAAUUUCAAACCUGGUAACUCUACGUGAACCAUAAUCAGAAAAAGAUAUCUUUCUCUGAUAGUACUCAAUUAUGUGAGACUGAAGCCUUUUUGUCAUUUACCACCUAUAAUUUGAUACUCAGUGGAAACAGAUGAGCAGGCACAACUUCUCAGGAUGCAACAGACCAAAUAAUGACUGUGUUUAGUUAGGGUACAAGGAAAAACACUGCAUAACAGAGGAAGUCUUUGUUGCUGCUGAGCAUGCAUGGAUGGUGUUAAAUCUCCAUUUUUUUUUUGGAGUGAAAUUAUUUCUAGCACUUUUGUAAUAGGUGUCAUUACUUUUAUCAAACUUUAAUUAAAGAGCUGUGAAACCCUCGGCACUGACGCUGUGGGUUCUGCUCUCUUCGUUUAGUGGAGAAGUUUGGUCUAUUAUUAUGAUGUUUGCCUGUUUCGUUCUCCGCUGCCACUCUCACACUGAGUCAGCCUCACAGCUCCUCGACUCUCUCGGUCUGCAUCUGUGUGUCAGCGCACAAGCAGAUAAUGUUUGUUUGUUUAAUGUCUGUCUGCAAAGUUUCAUAAAUGUCUGGGAACCUGAGAAAAGCAGCGGGGUCAAAAGGGAAGAUGGAAAAGGUGUAACCUGUUAGCACUUUGUGUGUUUACCAUUAAAUGUCAAGCUGUGCUGUGAAGUGUUCUGGCUUGGAUCAAGUUUGUGAGAGUGCUGAAAUCAAACAAAGGUGGAAGAGGAGGAGAAAAAGUCUGAAUCUGCAUGAAACUCCCAGUUUUCAGAGCUGUCAGACCUGCCUGGUGGCGCUGUGCAAAGUACAAGUCAUUAAUUGGAUUUCUGGGCCUUACGGUGUGACAGUUGUGCCGCUGUGCAGAGUUCAGUCUAGCGAUUAGAUUUGCUCUACCAAUUUUCACAUAGCCUGCUCCUGGCUGUAAUACUCACCUUAAUGCCAGGACUGUCUGACUCUUAGAUAUAUUACAGUCAGACUUUUCAUCUCAUUUCAUUGGAUUUUGAGCCGAACAGAUUUCUAGUUGAAUGUGCAAAGGCAUCAAGAGCUGGCUCUGAUUAAAGCACUGUAGGAGACGCUUCUUCAUCAUAUCCUGCUACUUCAGGUCUGAAAAUGAAUCCACUUUAGUAAACACUUGUUUUGCUUCCUUGCCUCCAUCGCCUUUGAUGUUGUUUUAAUCUGCAGCGGCUUCAAAGAUCCCAGCGCUCCUGCUGCUGCUGUUCUCUAAUGUUUUCUCCCCCUGCUCUUGUUCCUCCUGCUCCGUGACGGCACCCUCCCUCUCCGCCACCCCCCCCACAGUUGUGUAACCCCGUUGCCUGUUGGUAAUGUGCCGCUGUUGUUUCUCUUAUCUGCAGCCAUCUGCAGAACUCGGGUCAUGCAGCACCGUUUGUCAUCGUCUCAGAGGAGGCCAUCGCUAAGGGCAUCCGCCGUAUUGUUGCUGUGACAGGAACAGAGGCCCAGAAGGUCAGGACACACACACACACACACACACACACACACACACACACACACACACACACACACACACACACACACAAACACACUGGGGCCUGAAGCGAUGUGCUUUUAUUCACACAUCCACCUACACUUGUAUAAAAAAGGAGUUUGAAAAGAAAGUACACAGAUUUAAUAUCCCCACUACUGUAUAAACUGAACGUCCCUAUUGGAAAUUAAGAGAUGACUGACUUGAUGAUGAAGGUCACAAAGUCGUCAUGAUUUUCUUGUUACAUGCAACAGAAGAAAUAAAAGUUGUCAUUAAAAAAGGUGUCCCAGAUGACUCCUAGUGAGAAUUAACAGCUCAGUGCUCAAACUUUAAUGAUGCUUGUUUUUGACUUGUUGAACUUGUAGAGAGAAAGAAAAAGCAUUUUGUACUCUCCCCCUCUCUUCAGCCCUGAGGACAAAUGAAUCUGUACUAAUUUUGGAAAAUGAUUUUCAUUUGAUCCUCUCUUUUAUCGUUUUUUUUUUGUCCUUGCCUCCUCUGCCUUUGCACGUUUCUUUUGUCCUUCCUUCACUUUCUCUGCUGUUUGACUUCUCUGAUGCCUCUGGUGUCUCACAUUCCCAGGCCCAGAGAAAAGCAGAUUCCCUCCAACAGUCUUUGUCCGCCCUGGGAGUCAAGGUGAAGCAACAAAAGGCCCCAAACAAGGACAUCCAGAAAGAGAUCGCGGACAUGACAGAGGUACGUUUCAAAGAGACGCCAGAAAGUCCCACCAGGACAUAAUCGGAGCUUUGGCAUCAACAUCAUGUCCGUCCUGUCUGCAGUUGAUAGGCACAGCAGUGAUCUCCCAGUGGAGAAAGGAUGAGAUGAGGGAAAACCUCAAGGCUCUGAAAAAGACCAUGGACGACCUGGACCGCAGCUACAAGGCUGACAUCCAGAAGAGGGUCCUGGAGAAGACCAGCGAGGUGAUCGCAAGCAGCCCCAACCAACCACUGCUCAUCAUGGUGGUGGAGAGCGGCGCUUCAGCCAAGGUGAGUCCGUCUUCAAAAAGCCUCCAAAAUCACUAUUAAUAUGAAUAAAAGUCAACUGGAAUGAUAACAUGGAAAGCUUUUUCUUUCUACUCAAAAUGUUGGUUUUUUUUUUCAUUUACAAAUUGGCUUUUGAAGACACACACACACACACACACACACACACACACACACACACACACACACACACACACACACACACACAUACACGCACACACUUACAAGAGAAAAAAUCAGUAACCAGACCUCAGGACUUCAUCAGCACCCAGUGUAAAAAUAAAAGUGCAAGCAUGAUUCAAACUGCGUUUAUCUGCAUCAGUGCUGCACUUCUCAGGCAGGCUCAUGGCUUAUCUCAUUGUGUAAUUGCCAUGGGACCAAAUCAGCUCUGUGGCCCAUUAAUUCUGACCUUGAGACAUCUAUAGUGCUGAUAAGGAAUUUUUUCUUUCCUCCCUCCUUGUUUCUUCCUUCUUUUUCUUCUCCUUUUUCCUUCUUUGCAAUUGUCCUUUUAUCCUUUCCUCUCCUCUUCACCUCUCUCAGGCUCUGAAUGAUUCACUGAAGCUGCUGAAGACACAGUCCCCUCAGACCGCUGCAAUGCUCUUCACCAUCGAUCCCGAGGCCGGCAAGAUCAUCUGCCUGUGCCAAGUCCCCGAGGUAACACACACACCCACCCACCCACCAGUCUGGUCACACAGGCCCAAUCCUAAUUUCAAAAUCAGUGGUUGGCAGACUUACUGGAGCAUUCCUGCUAAGUGUGAGGGUUCAGGGCUGUCCCUGCCACAGUUUUAGGCAGAUCUGAGGUGUGACAUUGUUAUCCUGCUCUCACAUGGUAUAAACAAACCAAAGGAAGAGAUGUGAAGGGAACAGCAGGAAAUGUAUCUUUAUGGGACAGUAUGUACCUGCUUUCUGUUUUGGUUUUUAUAAUCUGAUAGCCACCCCAGAUGCCAUCCAAGAACCCCACACCAACUGUCAUUGAUGUGCUGCACCCAUAGACGAUACUAAAAUCAAUCAAAUUUACCUCAUUGUCUCUUUUUAGUCAUGAAAAUUGGUGUUUCAAUAAAAAUGUACCAUCAUGGUUUUCAUUAGGGCUGGGCAAUAUGGCCUCAAAUCAAUAUCACGAUAUAUUGAGCAGUUGACCUUGAAAAUGAUAAAAGGACGAUAACUACUCCACAAGCUGCUCACCCCCUCCCACAUUAACUUCGUCUAAUUCAGCCGCCGCUCCAGUCGCUUUUGAACCAUCCUCCAUCUCCUCACCUGUCUUUCCUCUUUGUUACGGACUGGAUGGGGUGGAGUCAUGUCUCUGACAUAGGACAGUGUCUUAAAGGGACAUGAGACCAUAGCCUACCUACACACAUCCAAAACCAACUUUUAUUUAUUUAUUUUUUGACACAGAAUAUAUUGACAUGGGCAAAAUGACGUUGGUUAUUGUCGUAAAUUUUCGGUAUCGGUAAAUUUUUGGUUUAUCACCCAGCCCUAGUUUUCGCCGACAGAAUGAAUGUGGAUGGUUCCUGAAGAGUUUAGUGAUCACCAUUUUCUAUGUUUAUGAUCUGUCUAUGAUUUGUGAUAACCAUCGACAGGAAUAAAGACUAUUUUUCCAUUAGGUGUGUGUUAAGGAGGAGCUACACCCUCAUUGACUGCUCACCUGACAGUAUUUACACCUCUGAGGGUUUACUGCUCAGGCUUUAGGUUGUUGGGCCACACCGUGCUGGGAACAUCUCCUGUACCAGAUCUGUCUUAAUCUUCACUCCUCUCUACAGGAAGUGACAAAACGCGGUCUGAAGGCAAACGAAUGGGUCCAGGAGAUCUGCCCCCUGAUGGAUGGCAAAGGAGGCGGCAAGGACAUGUCAGCCCAGGCCACAGGCAGGAACACACAGUGCCUACAGGAUGCACUCGAGGUGGCUAAUGAGUUUGCACGGCUCAAACUGGGAGAGAACUAAGAGGAGAAGAGAUGGAGAGAGGAGAUACUGCAAUGGUGGAAAAUUCAGAUCACGCUCUACCUCCAGCCUCCUUUCUUCUCUUUUCUCCUUCCUUUGGGUCAUAAGAUUAGGAAAAACUCCCAGGUUGGUUUCCCACUCCUGCAAUAACGACAGAUGACCACUGAUCCUCAGCCAGCACUUAAUGAGCCACUUCUUCUUAUUUUUGACUGGGACUGUGAUUGCAAACUCACCCUGUAAGAUUCCUCUGGAAAUCUCUAAACAUAGACAAGGAUCCUGCUUUGUAGUGGUUUAAAGAAGAAGGAUGUUAGUGUCCUCUCUUUAUUAUUUCAUAGCUGACCAGAGGAAAAGACAAGGGAUUGGCUCUUAAUGGAUUUAGUCCAAAAAGACCAGUACAGCUCAGGUGAAGUGGCUAAACCCGUACCUUUUGUCCCAAAUUGAUGAAAACAGCUCUUGAAUGACCUCUGUCUUAUUUCUGUGUUUGUGUCUCAUCUCAGUGUAGCCCUGUUUUUACAGCCAUCCCCAAAACCCCUCAUUCCCCAGAGGGUAACACUCUUGGCUUUCUGUACCUCUUCAGCUCAGCCUCUAAAACAAAGGAAAAGAAAAGCAUGAAACCGGUUCUUAAAUAAUUUAGGUACAGAGUACACAGAGUACACUUAUGCUGGUUGAAGGAUUUUGAGCUGAUCUCUAAGCAGAAGCUCCACCUGUCUUUGUGGAUGAAAAUCUCUGUUCCCUCCUGUGACUGGCUGUAAGAGCAGUAGCUGUAUCAUAGUCUUCCUAAAUAAUAAGCCAUUAUCUAACAUGUGCAGUGAGUCCAGGGGUUUGGGUAUGUCAUUCAUAUAAGUGAUCAUGAAAAUGUCCCUUUAAUUUAUCUGUGUAACUUCAUUCCUCUGACAUUUUUAUGUAUUGGCUGAAAGCAGAAUGUUAAAACGGAUGUUUUUCAUCAUUGUAGCUGUUCAUGUCGGAGAAAUGUCACCUCAUGGGAUUGGAAUAAAUACUUCUGGUAAAUGCCA
Messenger RNA from Xyrichtys novacula (pearly razorfish), 23666 nucleotides. NCBI's taxonomy places the organism in Eukaryota, Metazoa, Chordata, Actinopteri, Labriformes, Labridae. The record is from the annotation of a GenBank genome assembly.